Phymastichus coffea is the source of this 2031-nucleotide messenger RNA. RefSeq names its product ADP-ribosylation factor-like protein 13B. The transcript is spliced from 8 exons. Gene Ontology annotation, cellular component: ciliary membrane; non-motile cilium. The coding region runs from base 122 to 1399 and encodes 425 amino acids. The record is from RefSeq and is a predicted model, not a curated record. Lineage: Eukaryota; Metazoa; Arthropoda; Insecta; Hymenoptera; Eulophidae. Gene Ontology annotation, biological process: receptor localization to non-motile cilium; non-motile cilium assembly. Gene Ontology annotation, molecular function: GTP binding; GTPase activity.
UCCGCACCCACAGUUGAGUUCGUUAACACUACAAGCGCUUAUGUCGUAGCGGUUUGUUUGCCUUAGCAGCGAACAGUGUGAGCAGCGCGUUGUUUCUAGUUUUGUAUUAAUUUAAUGAAAAAUGUGUGAGUGCUGUGGUUUUCGUGCUAUGAAAACAUGGAACUCGAUAAAAGUGGCUUGCUUGGAGUGUCUUACGCCUUUGUGCGUCAAGUACGAGCUGAGUAAAAUGCCUAAAAGGACCAUAAUAUUAUUAGUAGCUGGUCUUGACGGAGCGGGAAAGAGCACGGUAGUUAAUUAUCUAUUCAACAAAAGUUAUCUUCCAAAAUCGACCGUCGUACCAACAAUAGGGUUUAGAACGGUAACAUUCAAGUAUAAAAGGCGCCUGACAAUACGAUUAUACGACGUCGGCGGAAGUCCGCAGAUUCGAGAACUUUGGAAAAAAUAUUACGAAGAAGUGCACGGCGUCAUAUACGUAGUGGACUCUAGUGAUAAUAAACGGCUUUUCGAAACAGCACAAGUCUUUCAAGAGUUAGCAUGUCAUGAUUUUAUUACUCAGAAGCCAAUUUUAAUUCUGGCUAACAAGCAAGAUCAGAGAAUUACUUUGAAUGAAAUGAAUCUCAUUGAUUUCAUGAAUCUCUACAGAGUUGCCAAUUUUUCACGAUGUUUCACAAGAGUUGAAAUUUGCACCUGCUUUCGGGAUAGAAAUAAAAAUUUCAAUUUGAAUAAGUCUAUUGAUAAGGGAUUCGAGUGGCUCAUUAAUAUGAUUGAUUAUAAUUAUGAAGAUUACGAAAGAGAGAUGGAACAAAGAAGAGAAAAACGCAAAGCACUUAGGCAAGGAUCUGCAAGGUCUUGGGCAGCUCAAAAAAUACCAAAUCCGUUCGAUUAUCCUGACACGGAUUCCGAUACGUAUGGAAAGCCGAUUAUCCCGAAUGACGAGUUACUAGAUAAACAGAGAAAAGCGCGCAAGAAGAGAAAAUCUUUGAUGAAUCUAUUCUGUAGAUCGAGAAACAAGACUGCACCUUUACCGGAAGAAAACAAUGUACCGACAAAACAAGAAAUGAAGGAAUUAAUUAGAAGCAUAACAAUAGAAGACCUGAUCAGAAACACUCAGGUCCAGGAAGAUGCUAUCGUGCAGUACAGAAGACCGAAAAGAUGGCGAAAGAAAAGGCCAACUACUGCACCGUCAAAAAUCGAGCUACCCUCUGAAGUUCAGGUACACGCCAGUCAAGAAGGAAAGAUAGAGAAAACAGUAGUACAAUUAAAUCAACAAGGCAAGAGUAGUGACGUAACGACAGUACAAAUUAACAAUCGAAAUGAUGCAGAAGAGGUAAUAGUUGAAGCUAACGUAGAAACAAGUGGAUCUGAAGCGAGAGUGGAAGUUAUCGAAGAGAUUGUGUAGUUUUGCAACAAAACAAAAUAUUUCAAAUAUUUUGAUAACGCUCUAUAUCUUUUUUUAAUCGAAGAAAAACAGAUUUUCUUACAGUCUUUUCAUUUUACAAAUAAAGGAUUUUUCAAGCUGUAAAUUUUUUGUUUUAAUUAACCCACGAACAUUAUAUCUUAGUAGAAAUAUGAAAGCGUUCAUGCUGUUAUACAUCACGCAAUCAUCGUGAUUCUAUCGACCUGCUUACACUGGAAAGUUAUAUUAUAUAUUAUUUCAAUAUUUAAAGAAAUAAUCGAGCACAUUCUCUGGCGUCGAUCACGUAGCAAAGCUGACGGAAGAGAAGCAAAAACGUUAAAAAAAUAAUCGAUGAAAAAGUAGUCGAACCGUGGCAAUAGCAGCGUUAAAGCGAGAAGCUCGUAAAGAUCGGUCGCGGUAAGGGCGCGCACGAUCGAUGCGCGUUUACUGCUCUCGCGCGAGCGCGCUCGAUUCGAAUGGUUGGUAAUGGUUGCUCAUGGGGCAACGAGAUGGUCGAAAAAAAAAAAUUCACGAUCAAGCAAUCAACCAGCCGAUUAACCGGCAAUUUCAUACAAAGUUCUUUCUCCUCGCGAGAGAGAAAGAGCGCGGCUCCUAGGGGAUCUGCUGCUCGAGAG